Molecule: messenger RNA, 930 nt
Organism: Spea bombifrons (plains spadefoot toad)
Lineage: Eukaryota; Metazoa; Chordata; Amphibia; Anura; Pelobatidae
Product: olfactory receptor 1019-like
Exons: 1
Coding region: 1-930 (309 amino acids)
Biological process (GO): G protein-coupled receptor signaling pathway
Cellular component (GO): membrane
Molecular function (GO): olfactory receptor activity; G protein-coupled receptor activity
Source: RefSeq, a predicted model, not a curated record
AUGCUACAAGGAAACCUUACCUCAACCUCUGAGUUCUAUCUCGUUGGUUUCUCCGAUAUGCCUCAAUGGAAUGGAUUUUUUUUGGCCGUCUUUGUUUUCUCUUACAUCUUAACUCUUUUUGGGAACUUUGUCAUCAUUCUCAUAAUCAUCCUGGACUCCAGUCUCCACAGUCCAAUGUAUCUAUUUUUGUGUAAUUUGUCAAUCCUAGAUAUCUUCUGCACCUCCGUCACUGCCCCUCAAGUUAUGGAUCUUUACUCUUCUAUGAAUUACAUGAUUUCCUUCUCAAACUGUAUAUCCCAAGUGUAUUUUUUCCUAGUUUUCACUAAUGCAGAAUUCUUUCUUCUCCCAGUCAUGGCAUAUGAUCGAUACGUCGCAAUAUGUUGCCCAUUACGCUAUAACGUUCUUAUGAAUAAUAAUGUAUGUAUAAUACUUGCAUUGGCUCCCUGGGCUUUCGGUAUUUUGGAUACCUUGUCCUACACCAUCCUGACAUCGCGUUUGUCGUACCUUGGUUCUCAUGUGAUCAACCACUUCUUCUGUGAUCUUACAGCUCUCAUGAAGUUGUCCUGUAGCGAUACUUCCACAAUAGAACUCAUUACCUUUGUCGACGGCGUUCUUUUUGGUUUUGUGCCAUUCUUCCUCACGUUGAUCUCCUACGCCUAUAUCAUAUUCAGCAUUGUGAAGAUCCGCUCAGUGCAUGGAAGGCGUAAAGCUUUCUCUACAUGCUCUUCACACUUAACCCUGGUUGUGUUGUUUUACGGGACAAUUAUAUCUAUGUACAUGAGACCAUCCUCUAUGUACUCACCUGCACAAGAUAAGUUGUUUGCCGUGUUCUACACAACUGUAAUACCAGUGGUUAACCCUUUAAUAUACAGCCUGAGGAACCAAGAUGUUAAAAAUGCUUUUAAGAGGGUCAUUCUAGGUGCGUCAUGA